CGACACUAACUCGAAGAUCACGUGAGGGUCACGAGCUAACUUCGACAGAUAUAAAUAUUGGUGUUUCUUCAGUAAUCGUUACUAUUUUGUGCGGAACCUAACCAUCUUGACCGCAAUGUUUCGUCUGGCGUUAGCUGCUGUGUUGUUGGGGGUGGCCCUGAGUUUCCGGAUUGAUCUGGACGCGGAAUGGAAGUUGUUCAAGGAGACACUCAAUAAGCAGUACACAGACUCUGAGGAGACCCAGAGGCGCUUCAUUUUCGAGACGAAUGUGGACUAUAUCCGAAAACACAAUCUGGAGGCCGACAAGGGAAUGCACUCUUACAGACUUGGUAUCAAUGAAUACACAGAUCUGUCACACAAAGAGUUUAUUACCAUGAUGAACGGCUACCGCAUGGAACUGAAGACACCAAACUCCAGAGUCUACAGUAACGACUCUGUCAGCGAACUGCCCACCAAGGUUGACUGGAGAACCAAGGGCUACGUCACCCCCGUGAAGAACCAGAAACAAUGUGGUUCCUGCUGGGCCUUCUCCUCAACUGGAUCCCUGGAAGGACAACACUUCAAGAAGGAGGGCAAACUGGUGUCUCUGUCAGAACAGAAUCUGGUCGACUGCUCCAGGAAAGAGGGCAACAUGGGAUGUGGAGGUGGUUUGAUGGACCAGGCCUUCAAGUACAUCAAGGUUAACAAGGGUAUUGACACAGAGGCCAGCUAUCCAUACAAAGGGAGGGACGAGAAGUGCCACUUCAAGCGUGCCGACGUUGGUGCCACCGAUACUGGUGCUGUCGACAUUAAGAAGGACUCAGAGGAAUCACUUCAGCACGCCGUGGCUCAAGUGGGCCCCAUUGCUGUCGCCAUCGACGCCAGUCACCCAUCGUUCCAGAGUUACAGGAGCGGAGUUUAUGAUGAGAGGGCCUGCAGUUCCAAGAUGCUUGACCACGGUGUCCUUGCAGUAGGAUACGGUUCAGAGGGUGGCAGUGACUACUGGUUGGUAAAGAACAGCUGGGGCGAGACCUGGGGAAUGAAGGGAUACAUCAUGAUGUCCAGGAACAAGAACAACCAGUGCGGUAUCGCCACCCAGGCCAGCUACCCAACAGUCUAAACAUGGCCGUUAUAUCGGUCUCAGAUCUCAUCUCAGGACACUCCGUGAUCUUGUAGAUUCGCGUGUUCUUGAGUCUGUUUUUAGUCUGUAAUAUGUUGUAAUGUUUGUAUGUAAAUAAAAUAUAUUUCGUAAUAA
This is a messenger RNA of Haliotis rubra (blacklip abalone), 1234 nucleotides long. Its product is annotated as procathepsin L-like. The record is from RefSeq and is a predicted model, not a curated record. Bases 116 to 1099 code for a protein of 327 amino acids. Lineage: Eukaryota; Metazoa; Mollusca; Gastropoda; Lepetellida; Haliotidae. Gene Ontology annotation, cellular component: lysosome. The transcript is spliced from 9 exons. Gene Ontology annotation, molecular function: cysteine-type endopeptidase activity.